GGUUGCAGCCGGUUCAGACCGUGUAUUUUUGCUUCCUCCAGCUACUAAAGCAAGCAGUCGAGUUUCAUCGCAUGUGUUUACACCAUAGACUGUAAAGGUUUACACGCGUUGUUCAACUCUCUUAAGACCUUUUUUUACAUUCAAGAAUCUGACAAUUUUCUAAUAUUGUGAUUAGGGGCAGGUAUCUAUAUUUCCGUUGAUGUUUAAGUCGUGAUUUAAUCUUCAAUAUGAUUAAAAUACAUGUAUAAUGUAAUGGGAUCUUAACGAUCCAGGAGCAGAUUGUGCACUGCAGGUCUCUUCAUUCUCAUCUCCGUUUGCCUGUGUGUGAGUCAUGGAUAGCACUAGUGUGACUCUGACUGUGAGAGGGACCACAACACGACUAGGUGAGGUGAUAGCAGUGGUUGGCAGUUGUGAAACACUGGGCAGCUGGUUUCAUCAAAAAGCCGUGGCUCUACAGCCAGCAGAGGAGGAUGGCACCCUGUGGAGAGCUACCAUUCAGGUUCCUAGAGGGCGUGAAACCAAAUAUCGCUAUUUCAAGGGAUUCUUUUUUGAAUCUAAGAACGAUGGUGAUCCAUGUCAAGUCAUAGUCAAUAGAUGGGAGACUCAUCAGAUGCCACGCUCAUUGAGUCCCUCAGAACCAGAGCUCGUGAUUGACGAUGGACACUUUGGAGUUCAUAAUGGUGUUGAGUGUGUGGACUCUGGCUGGUUGACAUGCCAAACAGAAAUUCGUCUCAGGCUUCAUUACUCCGUGAAACCUCCAGUUUCUAUUACUAAGAAUAAAUUUAAGAACUCACGCUUCAGAUUGAAGCUGAUGGUGGAAGGUAUUGAGGAAGAAGAUGAAAGUCCUUCAACAUGGCAUGAGAUGAUCACCACACUGGAGACCAUUAUGAUCAGUGACGUCGAAUGCAAGUCACGUCAUUCCCAGCCAGAAUGUGGAUACUCCCUGGUACCCUCCAAGUGGACAGAAUACAGUAUUCACACCAUGGACCCCGACAACCUAGAGCUCACCUUUGAGUUUUUUGAGGAGGACAUGAGUGAGGCUGUGGUUCAGGGCGAUUCCCAUCCAGGCUACGUUGGCACCGCAUGCCUCUUGUCGUCCUCUUUUGUGGAGAGCGGCAAAGAUUUGGGUGUGGUUACCCUGCCCAUCAUGAGCCGAAACGGCAGACAGACUAUUGGAAAAGUCAGAGUGGAUUACCUGGUGACGCGUCCCAUCCAAGGCUUUCAUUGUGACAUGAGUCAGUCUUUUGCAAAAUACUGGAAGAAAAGGAGCGCUUUGCAUGUUGGACACAGAGGAGCGGGGAGCACACAUGCUGCCAAGCAUCACAAGAUCAGAGAAAACACAAUUGUCUCAUUUCUAAGUGCAGCCAACCAUGGAGCAGCUUAUGUAGAGUUUGAUGUUCAUCUGUCUAAAGAUUUAGUUCCUAUCGUGUACCACGACCUCACCUGCUGUAUUUCUACUAAAAAGAAAAAUGACAAGAAUUCAUUGUUGUUGUUCGAAGUUCCCGUCAAGGAUCUUACGUUUGAUCAACUUCAGCUUUUAAAAGUGGCCCAUACAACUGACAUGGAUGUUAAUGACGACAAAGACUUACAAGAUGAAGAGGAGUAUAUAUAUGAGCACCAGCCUUUCCCUUCCCUUUCACAGAUAUUCCAUUCUGUUCCAGAGCAUGUGGGAUUCAACAUUGAGCUGAAGUGGAUCUCUCAGUUUAAGGAUGGCUCCUGGGAUGCAAAACUCUCCUCCUACUUCAACAUGAAUCAGUUCUUGGACAUCAUUCUCACAUGCGUGCUGGAGAACGCCGGCAAAAGGAAGAUAGUCUUCUCAUGUUUUGAUCCUGAUGUUUGCACAAUGGUGAGGAAAAAGCAGAACAAAUAUCCCAUCCUGUUUCUGACCCAAGGAGUGACGGACCUCUACCCUGAACUCAUGGACAUCCGCUGUCAGAGCACUAAGAUCGCCAUGAGCUUUGCCCAGAGCGAGAACAUACUGGGAAUCAGCGCCCAUGCUGACGAGCUCUUGAGGAACACGGAGUUCAUCAGAGAGGCUCAUUCCAAAGGACUCGUGGUCUUCUGCUGGGGCGACUAUAACAACGACCAUGAUAACAGGAUGAAGUUGAGGGACCAGGGAAUUGAUGGCCUCAUAUAUGACAGAAUACAUGAAUGCUUGGUGCCAAAUCCCAAUGCUUCAACUUCCUCUGAUACCAAAUCUGUGAAGACAAGCUCGAGCAGUCAAACAUAUUCAACGUAGAGGAACAGGUUGCUCUCAAGGACGUCAUCCAAACGUGUGCCUGCUCCUCCUACAGUAUUCCCUGCAGCUCCAUUCCCUGCCCAGGGAAAUCCCCGGAGAACAACGGGGAGUCGGACUCCGGACUCAGUUCCUCUUGAGAGCCGCACAUCCAGUCUGCCUUCACUCAAUGUCUGUAAUCUUCCCACAAUGCACCAGAAAUAACACUCAAAUACACUCCGUCAUUAAGCCAAAAUUCACUUAAGUCUGAGAUGUUUUGGAGUAUAACUAUGUCAAAAGAAUGCUAUUAAGGGCAACGCUAGCUUCCACUAAGGCUGUGUGUUUGCUGUAUAUUUGGGUGCAAAAGAUGGUGUAUAGAAUGUAUAUUUUGCCUUAAUGCAAAUAUUUGUUUUAUCAUUCUUAAUAUUCUGUUAUAUAAGAGGACAUUGAUGAUGCCUUCUGAUUUAUUUUCUCUUCAACUAUUUAUUGAUUUCUCUAUCUGCAGAAUGAGUAUUAAACAUAUAUGCAAUUUAGAAUUUCAUGAACCACACACAAGCAGAAUUCAAAUUCAUGAAAAGCUCUAGUAUUAGAAUUUUAUGAACCAAAAAAAGCUUUUUAUAGCUUUCAUGAAAAGCUAUUUUAUGUAAUAGCUGUUAUUCAACAAUAUUUACUAGCUAAAAGUGAGGCCUGUCUCUCUUAAAACAACUUAUUCUGAGGGCCAAUAUCUUUAAAAUAACACUCAUGAACAUGUAUAUUUUUAUUUUUAUCACUUCUAUAUCCAUCCACAGAUUCAUUCAUAAAUGAAACGCUGAUGGUUUCAGAAGAACAAAAUGGCAUCUUUUUAUUCAGCUGUGCGAUUCACACUAUAUUGUAACUGUGUAUAUAUGGGAAAGAAUGUGCAUCUGUAAAGCUGUCUGAUGUAUGCGCUGCUGAGUGUCAGUGUGUUCUUGUCUCAGCAUGCAUUCAUUCUGCUUCCUCUCUACAGCACGGCAGGGAAAUCAUGCAUGUUUGCUGUUCAAUUUCACACUGGACUCCGGCAACUAGCUGUAUGAAUCCACACUCGUUGUAGUGGAUAUCAUCAUGCCAAUGUAGACCAGAACAAUGCUCUGAGAGCCUGAAUAAAUAUAUUUAAUAUGAA
Pimephales promelas (fathead minnow) is the source of this 3353-nucleotide messenger RNA. Lineage: Eukaryota; Metazoa; Chordata; Actinopteri; Cypriniformes; Leuciscidae. The record is from RefSeq and is a predicted model, not a curated record.